AUGUGGGAAGGCAAAGAUGCAGUAUUGAGUUUCGUAAUUUCGCCACUGAAAAUUCUAUGGGACUCUCUCAGAAUCAUUCACACCAACAAACUCAUCUUCUGUUUCAUUCUCUGUUUCACCACGCUCCCUCUCUCCUUCCUAACUUUCACGCUCGCAAUCUCCACCCACCAACUCCGCUCCAAAAUCUACCACCUCGAAGCCGUCGCAAGCGUCGCCCACACGCGCGUCGAGGCGCGCCACGUCUGGCACGAGUCGCGCGACAACGCCGUUUCUCUCCUCCGCACGCGCCUGCUCUACGCUCUCCUCUCCUUCCCCAUCUCCCUCGCCGCCGCCGUCUCCGCCAUACACACCGCCGCCCACGGCAAACCCAUCUCUCCCCGGGCCGCCAACUGGAAGGGCCCCGCCGUCACCGUCGUCUUCGUCUACGUCCUCCUCAUGGCCUUCUCCCUCGUGCCACGCGUCCUCGCAGCAGCAACGUUCGGGUCACCUCUACUGAUCCGGGUCCUCACUCGGAUUAUUGGGUCGGGUGCUGAGGUGUACCUCUUAUCGGUGCUGAGUCUUGGGAUUGUGGUUUCCGUGGCGGAGGAUCGGGUCGGAUGGGAUGCUGUUCGGGUCGGGUGGGGUUUAAUUCGAGGAGGAAGGGUGUGCGGGUGCGUUCUCUCAGCCUUGUUUGUUUUUGUUUCGGGUUUUAUAAACCGGAAAGUGGAAGCCAUGUUGGAGAAUCAGAAUACGGAGAUCGGCGUUUGGAACAAACCGCUGCUUAUGUGUUUUUAUGCGGUGGUGGUUGUUUUUAGCUACGUUGUUACCACCGUGUUCUACUGUGAUAGCCGAAGACGACACGACAACAACAUCAACAACGUUAAGGAAAAUCAAGGUGAUGAUGAUGACGGAGUUCAAGGUUUUGAUGCAGAUUCAUCCUCAGAACUGUAG
Messenger RNA from Vigna angularis (adzuki bean), 930 nucleotides. RefSeq lists its product as uncharacterized. Bases 1 to 930 code for a protein of 309 amino acids. Lineage: Eukaryota; Viridiplantae; Streptophyta; Magnoliopsida; Fabales; Fabaceae. The record is from RefSeq and is a predicted model, not a curated record. The transcript has a single exon.